Molecule: messenger RNA, 5064 nt
Organism: Micropterus salmoides (largemouth bass)
Lineage: Eukaryota; Metazoa; Chordata; Actinopteri; Centrarchiformes; Centrarchidae
Gene: pde6c
Product: phosphodiesterase 6C, cGMP-specific, cone, alpha prime
Exons: 22
Coding region: 206-2764 (852 amino acids)
Biological process (GO): signal transduction; visual perception
Molecular function (GO): protein binding; 3',5'-cyclic-nucleotide phosphodiesterase activity
Source: RefSeq, a predicted model, not a curated record
CCUAUUCUGUCUGUCGCCGGACACGGGACGUGUUAGUGACUCCCUCAGGGACCGCGGUGGAGAAUGCAAGUCCGCACAAACGGAUGCUACUGAGCCAGCCAACCGUGUAGGCCACAGCUCAGCUCCCCUCUCCAUUUUUUACAAAACCUUGCAGGUGAUGCUUUUGUGAAAAGAGGACGGGAAUACAAAACUACUUGAGUUCAAAAUGGCAGACAAGGAUAGCGUGGAGAAAUACCUGGAGAACAACCCACAGUUCGCCAAAGAAUACUUCGAUAAGAAGUUGCGCGCUGAAGCCCUCUCCGCCGCCUUUUCUGCACCUGUCGACAUCAAAGACACCGCUUCCUUCAAGGAUAUUAACUCUGUUCAAGAGGCCGCCAUCAUCUUUGAGCUGGUCCAGGAGUUGCAGAAACAGGUUGACUUUGAGAAGUCCUUUCACAAAGUGUUGCAGAGGGUUGCCCUGAUCUUACAGGCCGACAGGCUCAGUUAUUACAUAUGCCGGGCCAGAAACGGAAUACCCGAGCUGGCCUCUUGCCUCUUUGACGUGACUCCAACAUCCAAAUACGAGGCAAACCUCAUUAAUCCUCAGAGUGAAAUUGUGUUCCCUCUCGAUAUGGGUGUUGUCGGUUACACCGCACAUUGCAAAAAGCCACAAAAUGUUCCUGACGUCUCAAAGAAUAACAAGUUCUGUGACUUUGUGGACAAACAGACUGGAUACAAGACUAAAUGCUUGCUCACUUUCCCUUUGUUGGCUGACAAAGAGUGCCUUGGAGUCACCAUGGCGCUAAACAAAAUAGGAGCUGAUGCGUUUUCUGCAGAGGAUGAGGCGCUCUUCCACAAGUACAUGAACUUUGCUCAAGUCCUUGCCCUGCAGCACUACACAAGCUACAUGUUCAAUGUGGAAUCCAGAAGGAGUCAGGUGCUGCUCUGGUCUGCCAGCAAAGUGUUUGAGGAGUUGACAGACAUUGAGAGACAGUUCCACAAAGCGCUCUACACUGUAAGGACCUAUCUACUAUGCGAACGAUACUCAGUGGGUCUGUUGGACAUGACCAAAGAGAAGGAAUUCUAUGAUGAAUGGCCGGUGAAACUGGGAGAUGUGGAACCCUAUAAGGGACCAAAAACACCUGACGGCAGGGAAGUCAUCUUUUACAAGAUCAUUGACUACCUCCUGGAAGGCAAAGAAGAAAUCAAAGUCAUACCUGGUCCGCCUCCAGAUCACUGGGCUCUAGUUAGCGGACUACCAACGUAUGUUGCAGAGAAUGGCUUUAUUUGCAACAUGAUGAACGUGGCUGCAGAUGAUUACUUCACUUUCCAGAAAGAGGCUGUGGAUGAAUCAGGUUUUGUCAUCAAGAAUGUCUUGUCGCUGCCCAUUGUCAACAAGAAGGAAGAAAUUGUGGGCAUCGCCACUUUCUUCAACAGGAAAGACGGCAGGCCUUUUGAUGAACACGAUGAACAGAUCACUGAGGCCCUGACACAGUUCUUGGGUUGGUCAGUGCUGAACUGCGACACCUAUGACAGGCUGAACCGUAUGGAGUAUAGGAAAGACAUUGCCCAGGAGAUGCUCAUGUACCAGAGCAAAUGCACCAGUGAUGAGCUGCAGUCCAUUCUGAACACCAAAGAGAAGUUUGAUUCAGAGCCUGAAGACUGCGACCAGAAAGAAAUGUACAAACUAUUGAAAGCAAACUGCCCAGCAGCUGACAAUGUCGAUGGAGAGAGUCUGUACCUGUUCUCCUUCAGUGACUUCCCCGUCUCAGAGCACGGCCUCAUCAAAGCCGGCAUUCGCAUGUUCUUUGAGCUCGGAGUUGUUGAAAAGUUUAAAGUUCCCGCAGAGACGCUGACCAGAUGGAUGUACACCGUGAGGAAGGGUUACCGUGCCAUCACCUACCACAACUGGAGGCAUGGCUUCAACGUAGGCCACACCAUGUUCUGUCUGCUGCAGACAGGGAGGCUGAGGAAGUACUACUCUGAUCUAGAUGCCUUUGCCAUGGUGGCUGCUGCUUUCUGCCACGAUAUUGACCACAGAGGGACCAACAACCUCUACCAGACAAAGAGCGCGUCUCCUCUGGCUAAACUUCAUGGCUCCUCCAUCAUGGAGAGGCACCAUUUGGAGUACAGCAAGACGCUCAUGGCUGAAGAGAGCCUGAACAUCUUCUGCAACCUCCAGAAGCGUCAGUUUGAGAAUGUGCAGCACUUGUUUGACGUCUGCAUCAUCGCCACUGAUCUGGCCCUUUACUUCAAAAAGAGAACCAUGUUCCAAAACAUUGUGAACGCCACAGAGCCGAUGACAGAUGAAAAGGAGGCCAUUGCCUAUGUUUCCAACAACUCCACCAGGAAGGAAAUCGUCAUGGCCAUGAUGAUGACCGGUUGUGACUUGUCAGCUAUCACCAAGCCCUGGGAGGUUCAGAGCAAGGUGGCUCUGAUGGUCGCUGCUGAAUUCUGGGAACAGGGAGAUUUGGAGAGAUCUGUUUUGGACCAACAACCAAUUCCCAUGAUGGACAGAAACUGUGCUGAACAGCUACCCAAGAUGCAGUGCGGUUUCAUCGACUUUGUGUGCUCAUUCGUAUACAAGGAGUUUUCCAGAUUCCACAAGGAGAUCCAGCCCAUGUUUGAUGGGCUAAACAACAACAGGGCACACUGGAGUGAGCUGGCUGAGGUAUACAACGCAAAGAUGAAGGCCAUUGAGGAUCAGAAGAAGAAAGUGGAAGAUGAGGAAGCCAAAAAACCAGGUGGCGACGGAGCGAAGUCAAAGACCUGCACCAUCUGCUAAGUUCCUCCAAUGCUUGGAUCUGGACUGAUGCGAUCUGGUUAGGACUAAUCAAGGCUACGUUAGCCUUUUCUGGUCUGACAUCUAGUCUAGUUGGGGUUUGACUAGGCUAGCUUGGUCUGGUCGGAUCUACACCAGCGUAGUUCUCUCUGGUUAGGUGCAGUCCAGUCCAGCCCUGUUUGAUCUGGUCUGCUUCAGUCUAGCCUACUUUUAGUCUAGUCUAAUCAGGUCUGGUUUGUUGUCCAGCCUAACUAUUCUCCAAGGAGGAAAGAGUCAGAAACACCACCAAGAAGUAAUGACUGGAAGAGAAGCCGUUUGACUCUGAAGAUGUGUUGCGUUUGAAACUUCCUCUGUUUCGUACGACACACAGCCAUAAACAUUUUAAAACCCAACAUAUACAUAACUUAGCAAUUAUCUAAACAUUGAUGGUUAGAUACACUCAUAUGCUGAUACCACAUAUUUCACGUCAAACUAAAGUACAGAUACAAACUCUUUAGUAUAAAUAGCUUAAACAGGGUACUGCAUGUGCUGCAUAUGCAUGCCAAAGCAACAGUUUUCACAGUGUUCCUAUUCGACGUCAGUUACACACAGUAUAGUAGUACUGUAGGUUGCACAGUGGACUUGCACACAAUGCUGCUGCUGUUUUGGCAGGCCAUGAAUGGAUAGCGGGAGGGCAGGCAGAGACAAUAACCGCAUAACUUUAUACUUGCUGGAUUCAGCGGAAUGGGGUUAGAAUUAUGUUUUUGGUUAAUGGUUUGAGCAGCACAAGUUGUGGAAUUCAUUCCUUGAGCACACGAGCAGAAGACAAUCUGGAUCCGGUUAAUGCUCAAUCAACAACGGCUGAUGUUAUCUUACCUCAGAAGGCGCCGACAUGUUGUGUAAGAGUGUAUGUAUUUUAAUAUGCAAUCCAUCUAUAUAUGUUGUUUUUUUUCUGAUUCUUUGUCUGACAAUUUUGUACUUGAACUGUCUUCACGGAUGGAGAGUUUGAGACGAGCUUUGAGAGAGGGCGUGAAUCUGUGAAACAAAUUCACUCUAAAAAAAAUCAAAUUCAGGCAUCAAAGAAAUGUUUUGAAUUUGUGCAACUUUAUUGUCAGCUUUGAAAAACACCUGUAAGCUGGUGUCUUAAAGUCCAACAACCUGAAAAAAUAAUAAUAAAAAAAGAGAAAAUAUAUAUAUAUAUAUAUAUAUAUAUAUAUAUAAUAUUUAUUUAGCAAAAUUACAAUUCCAUUAUGAUUUUUAAAAAACGUGACUGAUUUCACAUGUAUAUAGUUGAUUAUAUAGAAACUGUAAAAUCUAAAUUGUGUAUACUUAAGAAUAUCUGAAGCAUAGAACUGAUUUGAAGAAUGUACAAGCAAAAGCAACCUUUGGUUCUUCUAAGGAAGCAAGAGUCACAGUCAGUCCAAGAGGCAGUAGAUCUACCUCUCCUUAAGAAGAUUUGAUAGGAUUUGAUUGCCAGCCAGAGCUGGAGAUCCACACAGCUUUAGGCUUUAAAUACCCUUCUUACAGAGGAGGUAAAGCAGGCUACCAGAGCCUUACAUGUAUAUGUGCAGACGACUUGUGUUUAUGUGGCAGAUGCAGCUAUAGCAUCAUCGAUUGUGUGACAGGCCAAAGUCCUCUGCUUCUUUCUUCACUGAUGCAACUGUGUGAUGAAUCAUUGCAAUAACUGCUGUUUGAUGUCAACUCAGUGUGAAUCUCCUCCGCAACACCUCUUCAUGUAAACCUGAAUUCACUUGAUCUGAUCAGGCAUCUGAGUUGACAGCGCACCCCCCACCCCGUAAAACACUUUUAACAAUGCUCCUCCCCAGUGCAAAGGCAAACUGCGGCUCUCAAAUUCCUGUUAUACAAUGUGAUCUCCUCUGGUCAACCGGGCAUCAAUCAAAGGCUCUUAAUCUUAUCGGAAUGGCUUUGGGAAUACCUAGAAACUCUUUUUCUGCUGCUUGAGGUGAUGUGAGGAGCUGUUGCGAUUACUGGAGUCAAAACUGAGAAAAAAAAAACAUUUAAUGGAUCAACCCAAGUCAUAUGUUUUAAUGAUUUAACCACGAAUUUACCUCAUUGUUCCUGUAGCACACAUUUUAUAUGGAUGGUUACACCACCAGUUCUGUCUCCAGUGAUUCAAAAAAUGGCCCCUUUCCCUUCAAAGAUCCUUUGUGAGAAACCAAAUAAUGUGCUUUCUACUUACCCCAUCUGCUGUCAUUCAGACAUUAGAAAUCUAUCAUUUUGACGUAUGAAAUGACCUCUACUGUAUGUAUGUAUGUAUGAGAUGUAAUAUUCGUAAGCAAAUAAAGGAACUUAUGGAGGUGUGA